Molecule: messenger RNA, 4122 nt
Organism: Vigna unguiculata (cowpea)
Lineage: Eukaryota; Viridiplantae; Streptophyta; Magnoliopsida; Fabales; Fabaceae
Source: RefSeq, a predicted model, not a curated record
AUGAUAUUAGAUGCAGCAGCAGGUGGAACAAUGAUGAGUGUAGAUGCGGAGCAAGCAACAAGAAUAAUUGAGGCAUUGGCAUCCACAGAUCAUCAAGCUCAACAUAAUAGGCAGACUGUUCAGAGGAAGGGAGUGCUUGAUCUUAGUACUACAGAUGCGAUCUUAGCUCAGAAUAAGAUUCUGACUCAACAGAUUGAAGCACUGACAAAGCAAAUGUCUAAAUUACCAGAGCAGUUGCAAGUUGUGCAAUCUUCUCCUAGUCAACAACCCAUGAGAUGUGACUUCUGUGGAGGAGAUCAUCCAAAUGGUCAUUGUUCUUAUCAGAGUAGCUCACAAGGAGAAGUUCAAUAUGUGAGCAACCAAGGAAGACCAGGAAAUUUCUCCAACAAUAACAACUUUUCAGGGUGGAGAAACAAUCCAAAUCAGAAUUUUGGAUGGAAGCAAGAUGCUGGUCCUUCAAACAGACAACCUCCUUAUCAACAACAACAACAACAUUAUCCUUCGGUGCAUGACAGAACAUCUAAACUGGAGGAUACUUUAGAAAAGUUUAUGCAAGCUUCUUUGACUAAUCAGAAAAAUACAGAAGCUUCAAUCAGAAAUCUCGAAACACAGGUUGGACAGUUGGCGAAACAAUUAUCAGAUCAGCAGACAAGUCAAUUUUCAGCCAACACUCAGACUAAUCCCAAGGAGCAGUGUAAAUCUAUUACCACCCGAAGUGGUAAAGUUGUGGGAAGAGGGAUUGGAGACAACCUGGAAAAGGAAGAAAAAAAUAAAAGUGAGGAGAAAAAGAGGGAGAAGGGUGAGAAACAGGUGCCUCAGUUGAAGAGCCUACCAUACCCUCAAAAUCCCUCCAAAAAAGACAAGGAAAGGCAGUUUGCAAGAUUCAUGGACAUUUUCAAGCGACUGCAGAUUAACAUCCCUUUUGUGGAAGCUAUGGAGCAGAUGCCGACAUAUGCAAAAUUCAUGAAAGAGCUCCUAACAAAAAAGAGAAGAUUCUCUGAAGAGACAGUGGAGCUUGAAGCAGGGUGUAGUGCUAUAAUUCAGAAAUCAUUACCUCAGAAAUCUAAAGACCCUGGGAGCUUCACUAUUCCAGUUACAAUCGGGACAUUACCAGUGGGAAAGGCAUUGCUUGAUCUGGGUGCCAGUAUAAAUUUGAUGCCUUUGUCUAUAGGAGAUCUGGAAGUGAGGCCUACACGGAUGACAUUACAGCUAGCUGACAGAUCCAUGAAGUAUCCUUAUGGUGUGGCAGAGGAUGUCUUGGUUAAGGUUGACAAAUUCAUGUUCCCAGUUGAUUUUGUAGUAAUGGAUAUUGAGGAAGACACUGAAGUUCCUCUAAUACUGGGAAGACCUUUCAUGAAGACGGCCAAGGUCAUUAUUGACGUCGAUGAUGGCAAAUUGAAGGUCAGGGUGCAAGAUGAUGAAGUCAACUUUAAUGUAUUUGAAGCAAUGCAGCACCCGAAGGACAAGCAACAAUGCUUCAGGAUGGAUGUGAUAGAUGAACUUUUUCUGUCAUCCAGGAAGCAAUUAGCAAAGGCAAGCCCAUUGGAAAAAGCUUUGAUUGGUGCUUGUGAUGAUCUGGAGGAAGAUGAAGAAAAGGAAGUUGAUGAAUACAUGACACAUCUAAAUUCAGCAAAAGAAAUUGCAUCAAAUGAUAUACAACCUGAGAAAUUGCAGCAAGAAAAUAGAACUGAAAGUCAGAAGCUGGAGCUAAAGGUAUUACCUCCUCAUUUAAAAUAUGUUUUUCUUGCAGAUGGAGGUAAUAAACCAGUGGUGAUCAGUAAUGCUUUAACGGCUUCUGAAGAGGAAAAGCUGAUUUCAGUUCUUAAAGCCAACGAGGGUGCAAUAGGUUGGACUUUAUCUGACCUUAAAGGAAUUAGUCCAUCCUACUGUAUGCACAGAAUUCAUAUGGAGCAAGACUACAAGCCUGUAGCACAGCCUCAGCGGCGAUUGAAUCCAACCAUGAAAGAGGUGGUCAAGAAAGAAGUAAUGAAGUUACUUGAUGCAGGUAUGAUCUAUCCAAUCUCCGACAGUGCCUGGGUCAGCCCGGUCCAGGUAGUUCCAAAAAAGGGAGGUAUGACUGUUAUUUGUAAUGAUAAAAAUGAAUUAAUUCCUACUAGAACAGUCACAGGUAUUGAAGUUGAUAAAGCUAAAGUGGAGAUCAUUGAAAAGCUGCCACCACCCAAAAACGUAAAGGGUAUCAGGAGUUUUCUAGGCCAUGCUGGAUUCUACAGACGAUUCAUCAAAGAUUUCUCCAAAAUUGCCAAACCACUCAGCAAUCUGCUCAACAAGGAUACACCUUUUAAUUUUGAUGUUGAAUGUUUGCAUGCAUUUGAAUUGUUAAAACAAAAAUUGGUUUCAGCUCCUGUGAUAAUUGCUCCUGAUUGGAAUUUAGGCUUUGAGUUAAUGUGUGAUGCAAGUGACUAUGCCAUAGGAGCAGUUUUAGGACAGAGGAAAUCCAAAGUUUUUCAUGCUAUACACUAUGCUAGCAAAGUCCUUAAUGAAGCUCAAAUUAAUUAUGCAACAACUGAAAAGGAAUUGCUAGCUAUAGUUUAUGCAUUGGAAAAAUUUAGAGCAUAUUUGAUUGGUUCAUCUGUCACUGUAUAUACUGAUCAUGCUGCAAUUAAAUAUUUGUUAACCAAAUCUGAUUCAAAACCAAGACUAAUUAGAUGGAUCUUAUUGUUGCAGGAAUUUGAUUUGGUGAUCAAGGAUAAAAAGGGAAGUGAAAACUUUGUAGCUGAUCAUUUGUCUAGAUUGGUGAAUACUGAGGUGACCAACACUCAAUCAGAGGUGCAGGAGGAGUUUCCUGAUGAAAAAUUGAUGAUGGUGCAAGAAAGGCCAUGGUUUGCUGACAUGGCAAAUUUCAAAGCUGCAGGGGUUAUACCUGAAGAUCUUAAUUGGCACCAGAAGAGGAAAUUCCUGAGAGAUGCACACCAAUAUGUGUGGGAUGAUCCUCAUUUGUUCAAAAUUGGAGCUGAUCAAUUGUUGAGAAGGUGUGUAUCCAAUGAUGAGGCAAAAAACAUUCUGUGGCACUGUUAUAGUUCCCCAUAUGGAGGGCAUUUUAAUGGAGAGAGGACAGCUGCAAAAGUCCUCCAAUCUGGAUUUUAUUGGCCCACCUUAUUCAAAGACGCACACAAAUAUGUGCAACACUGCAAUAGCUGUCAGAGAAUAGGGGGGAUCUCAAAAAGACAUGAAAUGCCACUGAAUAUCAUUUUAGAGGUUGAGGCUUUUGAUUGUUGGGGAAUCGACUUUGUGGGACCACUGCCAUCUUCUUUCUCAAAUGAAUACAUUUUGGUGGCAGUUGAUUAUGUGACAAAGUGGGUUGAAGCAGUAGCAGCUCCUAAGGCCGAUGCCAAAACUGUAAUCAAAUUUCUCAAGCGGAACAUCUUUUGCAGGUUUGGUACUCCAAGAGUGUUGAUUAGUGAUGGUGGUUCACACUUUUGCAAUGCUCAACUUCAGAAAUGUUUGGAACAUUAUGGAGUGCGGCAUAAAAUUGCAUCACCUUAUCAUCCACAGACCAAUGGACAAGCGGAGGUGUCAAACAGGGAAAUCAAGCGUAUUCUAGAGAAGACUGUGGCAUCUUCAAGAAAAGAUUGGUCAAUGAAGUUGGAUGAUGCACUCUGGGCAUACAGAACUGCUUAUAAAUCUCCCACAGGUUUAUUCCCAUUCCAGCUGGUAUAUGGUAAGUCAUGUCACUUACCGGUUGAACUAGAACACAAGGCAUUCUGGGCCUUGAAAUUCUUGAAUUUUGAUCCAAAGGCAGCAGGAGAAAAGAGAAAACUACAGCUGCAAGAAUUGGAAGAAAUGAGACUCAGCGCUUAUGAGUCCUCUAAGCUCUACAAGGAAAAGAUGAAAGCUUAUCAUGACAAGAAAAUUCUCAAAAGAGAAUUUUAUCUUGGUCAAUCAGUGUUAUUGUUCAAUUCCAGGUUGAGGCUAUUCCCUGGAAAGCUAAAAUCAAAGUGGUCAGGACCAUUUCUUGUCAAGAAUGUGAGACCUUAUGGAGCCAUUGAACUAGAGGAUCCUGAAUCUAAAAGGAGCUGGGUUGUAAACGGGCAAAGGUUGAAGCCCUAUCUUGGUGGUGAGAUUGAUAGGCUCGCCACAAUCAUUCAACUUGAUGAACCUUAA